Messenger RNA from Tupaia belangeri chinensis (Chinese tree shrew), 2920 nucleotides. RefSeq names its product clavesin 2 (gene CLVS2). NCBI's taxonomy places the organism in Eukaryota, Metazoa, Chordata, Mammalia, Scandentia, Tupaiidae. The transcript is spliced from 6 exons. Gene Ontology annotation, biological process: lysosome organization. Gene Ontology annotation, molecular function: phosphatidylinositol bisphosphate binding. Gene Ontology annotation, cellular component: endosome; trans-Golgi network; membrane. Bases 532 to 1515 code for a protein of 327 amino acids. The record is from RefSeq and is a predicted model, not a curated record.
CCGCCGAAGCCAGGGCUGAUGGAUGCCAGGGAGUGCCGCAUUGCUUAGUGUCCCCGCCUCCGGGUUUGCUGGCAUCUCCUUCAGGAGGGAUCUCAGAAGCAUUACAGUGCCGAGGCUGAGAUGUGCGUGGGGGUUGUUUUUGUUACAUCUUGGAAGAGAGGAGAAGAGGAGAGUACCAAGAUCAGAACCACCCCUGCUAGGUGGGAUUAGGGGUGGUUUUGUUGGGAGACAGAAAAGACCAGAAGAGGAGCACUGGAUCAUUCUAAGUCCACAUCACUUCACAGGAAAAAGGAAGAGACAGAGUGGGGCGCUGUAUUUAGGGGGCUGGGGAAGAAGUUUAUACCCCCUACGGUAAAGCUGUGGCAAAGCAAGCAGGAGCAACAGGGUACUUGAUUGGCCACCAACAGUAAUCAUUUCCUGUUAAAGAGAGGAAGCAGACAGCUGCGAGGAGGUGGUGGCAGCGAGCACCAGGUUUGUUGUGGGACUGGCAACAAGAGCUUCCACAAAGCAGACCCAGGAACAAGCAGCACCAUGACUCACUUACAAGCUGGUCUCUCUCCAGAGACCCUGGAGAAAGCUCGCCUGGAGCUCAAUGAGAACCCAGACACGCUGCACCAGGACAUCCAGGAGGUGAGGGAUAUGGUCAUCACCAGGCCGGACAUUGGUUUUCUGCGCACGGAUGACGCCUUCAUCUUGCGCUUCUUACGGGCCAGGAAGUUUCAUCACUUUGAGGCCUUCCGCCUCCUGGCUCAGUACUUCGAGUACCGGCAGCAGAACCUGGACAUGUUCAAAAGCUUCAAGGCCACUGAUCCUGGUAUCAAGCAGGCACUGAAGGACGGCUUCCCUGGGGGUCUGGCCAAUCUGGACCACUAUGGCAGGAAGAUUCUCGUCCUAUUUGCGGCCAACUGGGAUCAGAGCAGGUACACACUGGUGGAUAUUUUACGUGCCAUCUUACUUUCACUAGAAGCCAUGAUUGAAGAUCCUGAGCUACAAGUGAAUGGGUUUGUUUUAAUUAUAGACUGGAGUAACUUCACCUUCAAGCAAGCCUCUAAACUAACACCGAGCAUGCUGCGAUUAGCUAUUGAAGGCCUUCAGGAUAGUUUCCCAGCACGAUUUGGAGGAAUUCAUUUUGUCAAUCAACCCUGGUAUAUCCAUGCCCUGUACACCGUGAUCCGGCCUUUCCUAAAGGAGAAGACUCGGAAAAGGAUAUUUUUGCAUGGUAACAACCUGAAUAGUCUACACCAACUCAUUCAUCCUGAGAUUCUGCCCUCUGAGUUUGGAGGAAUGCUACCCCCUUAUGACAUGGGAACGUGGGCAAGAACACUGCUAGACCAUGAGUAUGAUGACGACAGUGAGUACAAUGUGGAUUCCUACACCAUGCCUGUGAAGGAAGUAGAAAAGGAACUGUCACCCAAGUCCAUGAAAAGAUCCCAGUCAGUAGUGGAUCCGACAGUACUAAAACGCAUGGAUAAAAAUGAGGAAGAAAACAUGCAACCUUUGCUUUCUCUGGACUGAUAACUUCUCUACACCUCCCAUAGAUUAGAAAUGGAAGGUACUGGCUUUCAGCAAUGGGGACUGCACUGUGGAGAAAUUACCAGCUGAAAACCUAUUUAUUCAUGUUAAUGUAGCAUAAUAUAAAAUAAGGCAUCAGACUUUCCCAUUUGCCUGAACCAUGGGUGCCCUGGGUUGGAUUUUACAAAAAGUCAAUAAUUUAUUCUGUAAGUGCCAAGUUCUUUGUAAAUAUAAUAUAAUCUUCAUGUCAAGUUUGUAAAUUUUGGUAGUAAUUUAAUUUGGAAAAGAUUGUUGCAAAAGUCCAUGCCAGUGAUAUGAACUAUAACAAAAAGCAGAAAAGAAGCAUAAAUAAUCAAAAUUAAUUAAAUGUAGCCCUGUUUCCUCUGAAGCCAUAUGUCAGCUAUCAUAGUGAUCAUUUCAUUGUUUUUCUCUGAUACUCUGUCAGUAUUCAAAUGUACUUUUAGUGGGCACAGGGAGCUAAAUAAUUCUAGGAAAUCGUUAUGAUAAAUGUAUUUCCUGUGUAGUGAUUUUCAUUUCAGAGAAAAUAUGUUUUUAGCAACCAUCACUGGCCUUGCAUUUAGGAGACCAGGAAUGGCAUAUGAGCUGGUAAACUGAACACUUGAACUCAUCUAUGUUGUUUAAUUCCUGGAGUCUUGUAAAAAAACAAUAUGAUUACCCAAUUAAGAUUUGAAAUUCUGAAGGAGAGUGCAUUCUUUUUGAACCGUUGUCUCCACAAUAUGCUAUUGAUUCACUACUCCAUUGUAACCCCAUCUGGUGUACAUUAAGAACAUUUCCUUCAAAACUCUUUGACCAAGGGAAUGAAAACACAUAUGCGAAUAGGAUUUGACAGCUAAUUCUAAUUUUGAACAUAAAAUUUGCCACUUACAGAUAAGGGCCUAAUUUCUAAUCAUUGUGCACUGGUUGAAAACAUAUGUAUAUUCACACACACAACAUAUAUAUUUUUAUUGAGCUCUAAUAAAUCCUUGAUGUGACAGGCUUAUCAAAUAAAUAAUACAUAUUAAAUGAUGUUAGAGAUGUUAUAGAUCAUUAUGAGAUGCUAAUACUGGAAAACCACUUCCACUAAAGUUAAUGAACAUGAGAAAUAAUGAAGCAGAAUGACAGUGUACCUACGUAAGGGAAUUCCACUUUAAUUUAUAAAGCAUUCUUGAUGUGUGCCGUCUUUUUUUCUCCAAAAAAGCAACAGUUCUCACAUAGCGUAAGUAGUACUGGGGGACAAAGAGUAAAAUGGUUUUUCUCAAAUUCAAGUUAUUCAAGUUCUACCUGAAUACCUUUUUAGAAAAAAAAAAUUAACUGAAAGAAUAUUCUGCAUGCAGGAGAGAUAAUGAACACAUCUGCAAGUACCUAAGAUAGUAUAUAAUGCCUUAAAUCUAGAUUCAAAAUCCUUCUA